AUGAACUGUAAAAAAAAAAAAAAUAGAAAAGCAGUUCUAUACAGUUUAUUCCAGAGGAUGGAAGCAGAGAAAAUACUCCCUACUCAUUCUGUAAGAUCAACAUUACCCUACUAACAAAACCAGACAAAGACAUUACAAGAAUAGAAAAUGAAAGACCAAUCUCUCUCAUGAGCAAAGAUGCAAAAAUCUUUAACGAAAUAUUAGCAAACUGAAUCCAUCAAUGUAGAAAAAGAAUUAUAUACCAUAAUUGAAAUCUAUUCCAGGUAUGCAGUGCUGGUUCAAUAAUCAAAAAUCUGUUAAUGUAAUCCAUCACUUUAACAGGAUUAAAAAGGAAAAAUCACAUGAUCAUAUCACUUGAUACAGGAAAGCAUUUGACAAAACCCAACACACAUUCAUGAUAAAAGCUCUUAGUAAAUUAGGACUAGAGGGGAAUUUCAUUAACUUGAUAAAGAAGAGCCACAUCCAACCUACAGCUAACAUCAUACUUGAGAAACACAAAGCUUUCCCACAAAGAUCAGGUACAAGCUAAGGAGGUCUCCUCUUACCACUCCUUUUCAAUAUUAUAUUGGAAUUUCUAGCUAAUGCACUAAGACAAAAAAAGGAAAUUAAAGGUAUACAAAUUAAAAAGGAAGAAAUUGUUUUUGUUUGCAGACAACAAGAUCAUCUAUGUAGACAAUGUGAAAUAAUCAACAAAACUAGAACCCAUAAGUGAUUAUAGCAAUAUUUCAAGAUAGGAGUUUAAUACACAGAAGUUGGUUGCUUUCCUAUAUGCAAGUAAUAAAGAAGUGAAAUUUAAAGUACAAUAUCACUUAUGUUAGCAUUCCCCAAAAUUAAAUACGUAGGUAUAAAUCAAAAAUAUGUACCAGAUCUAUAUGAGGAAAACUACAAAACUCUGAUGAAUAAAAUCAAAGAAGAACUAAAUAGAGAUGUUUUCUGUUCACGGAUAGGAUGUCUUAAUAUUGUCAAGUUAUCGGUUCUUCACAACUUGAUCUGUAGAUGCAAUACAAAUUUAAUCAGAAUCCAGUAAGUUAUUUUGUGGAUAUCAACAAAGCAAUUCCAAAGCGUAUAUGGAGAGGUAAAACAAAAGAAAACAAAAAACCACAAAGAGCUAACACAGUAUUGAAGAAGAGCAAAGCUGGAAAACUUAUAGUCCUCAACUUCAGGACUUACUAUAAAGCUACACUAAUUAAGAUACUGUUAUUGGCAGAAAAACAGAUGAAUAAAUCAAUGGAAGAAAAUAGAGAGCCCAGAAAUAGUCAACUGAUUUUUGGCAAAGGAACAAAACCAACAUACUAGUGCAAAGAUAGUUUUUUAAACAAAUAGUGCCAGGAACAAGGGGACAUAUACAUGCAGAAAAAUUAAUCUAGACACAGACCUUAAAUUCAUUACUAAAAUGAACUCCAAAUAGAAUCAUAGCUUUAUGUGUAAUAUGCAAAACUAUAAAACUCCUAAAAGAUAAUGUAGGAGAAAAUCUAGACGACCAUGAGUAUGCUGAUGACUUUUUAUAUACAACACCAAAUUCAGGAACCAUGAAAGAAAUAUUUAAAAACAUAUACUACAUUAAAAUUAAAAAACUUCUCUAAAAAAAGAUAAUGUCAAAAGAAGGAGAAGCCACAGACUGGGGGAAGUUUUUUGCAAAAGGUACAUCUGAUGAAAGACCGGCAUUCCAAAUAUGUAAAGAACUCUUAAAACUCUACAAUAAGAAAACAAAAACGUAAUUAAAAAAAUGGGCCAAAACCUUGAAAGAUAACACAUCAGAGAAUAUGGUAAAUAAGCAUAUGAAAAGAUACUUUACAUUAUAUCUCAUUAGGGAAAUGCAAAUUAAGACAAUGAACUAUCCCUAGGUGCCUAUUAGAAUGAUUAAAAUCUGGAACACUGACGAAAAAUUCUGACAAGGAUGUAGAACGAUGGGAAUUUUCAUUAUUUGCUGGUGGAAAUGCAAAAUAGUAGAACCACUUUGGAGGACAGUUGAUCAGUUUCUAGUAAAACUAAUCAUACUUUUACAAUAGGAUACAGAAGUCCUUGUUAUUUAUAUUUACUCAAGUAAGUUGAAAACUUAUGUCCACACAAAACCUGCACAUAUUUAUAAUUACCAAAAUUAUAGCAGCUUUAUUCAUAAUUAUCAAAAUUUGGAAACAACCAAGAUGUCCUUCAGUAGGUGGAUAUACAAACUGGUACAUCCAGACAAUGGAAUAUUCUGUGCUAAAAAGAAAUGAAGUAUCAGUCCAUGAAAAGACGAGGUAACCUUAAAUACAUAUUACUAAAUCCAUGGAGCCAAUCUGAAAAUGUUACAUACAAUGUGAUUUCAAUUAUAUGACAUCCUGGGGUAAUGCAAAACUAUGGAGACACUUAAAAGAUCAGUGGUUACCAGGGGCUAGGGGGAGGCAGUGAUAAGUAAGCAAAGCAGAGCAGAAUUUUUAGGGCUUUGAAACUCUACAGUAUGAUGCAAUAGUGGUAGAUACACACACCUCCUUAUACAUUUGUCCAAACUCAGAAAUUAUUACACUAGGAGUGAACUUUAAUUUAAACUAUGGACUUUGGGUAAAAAUGUUGUGUCAAUGUAGGUUCAUCGGUUGUAACAAAUGUGCCACUCUGGUGCAGUAUUUUGAUAGUGGGAGGGAAUUUAAUAGGAUGUAGGUGCUCUCUGUGAAAUCUCUGAACCUGCCAUUCAGUUUUGCUGUGAACCCAAAACUUCUGUAUGAUAUUACAGAAGGCCUGAUAUAGCCUAUUUUUUUAAAGUAUAUCAUGCAGAGGUUAGCACAUUGAAUAAAUAUACUUUCUAUAUGAUACUUCACAUCUCUCUCACUGCAGUAGAAUGUCUGUCAGAAUAGAAUACCAAGCAGGAGAGACAGUUGUGACCUACACAAGAAUUAUGGACCUAGAAUUCCGCUAGAAGAAGCCAAUUUAAAACAAGAGGAAGAUUGUGUAUUUUUACAUAAGUUAACCUCUCCUUAAUGAUCAUGGCGCUGAAGAUGCUGACAGCUGCCAGUUGCUUUGUGAAGGCCAUGUUGCGACCUUCUCCUCUCUGCCAUUCUUGGGAGAUUUUAUUUGGCCGUGAGACCUCACUGAGGAGCUUCUCUUUUAAACACGGUAUUCCUCCAUCAGCCAAGUAUGGUGGGCGACACACUGUGACUAUGAUUCCUGGGGAUGGCAUCGGGCCUGAACUUAUGCUGCAUGUUAAGACUGUGUUCAGACAUGCAUGUGUGCCUGUGGACUUCGAGGAGGUGAUAGUUAACUCCACUUCUGGUGAAGAGGACGUUCACAAUGCCAUCAUGGCAGUCCGUCGAAACUGCGUGGCCUUGAAGGGCAACAUCGAAACUGACCACAACCUGCCACCGUCUCACAAAUCCUGCAACAAUAUGUUUCGCACCACGCUGGAUCUCUAUGCCAACGUUAUCCAUUUUAAGAGUCUGCCAGGAGUGGAGACAAGGCACAAGGAUGUUGACAUCUUAGUUGUUCGGGAAAACACAGAGGGUGAAUACAGCAACCUGGAGCAUGAGAGUGUGAAAGGAGUGAUAGAGAGCCUGAAGAUCAUUACCAAGGCCAGGUCUUUGCGCAUUGCUGAAUAUGCCUUCCAAUUGGCCCAGGAGAUGGGACGCAAGAGAGUGACGGUUGUGCACAAGGCCAACAUCAUGAAACUGGGAGAUGGUCUCUUCCUACAGUGUUGCAGAGAGGUGGCCUCCCGCUAUCCUCAGCUCACUUUCGAAGGCAUGAUUGUGGAUAACACCACCAUGCAGCUGGUAUCUCGGCCCCAGCAAUUUGAUGUAAUGGUGAUGCCCAAUCUUUAUGGCAACAUAGUCAACAACAUCUGCACAGGGUUGGUUGGGGGAGCAGGCCUCGUGCCUGGUGCAAACUAUGGCCAUACGUACGCAGUGUUUGAAACAGCCUCAAGGCAAUCAGGCAAGAAUUUAGCCAAUAAGAAUAUGGCCAACCCUACUGCCAUGCUUCUGGCAAGCUGCAUUUUGCUGGAUUACCUCAAGCUCCACUCCUAUGCCACCUCCAUUCGCAAUGCAGUCUUGGCGUCCAUGGAGAACAAAGAUGUCCAUACUCCAGACAUCGGAGGUCAGGGUACCACAUCAGAUAUCAUUCAGAAUAUCACAAAUCACAUCAGUACUGUCAAUUAAAUGGUUAUGCCUUGCAGGCUGAGCUACAUCCAAGUCCUUCUCACUCUUCACCUUAUUCUUCUCACUUAGAAACCCUAGCCUGCUUGGCUAGUGUGGACUCUGGAAUAAACUGGCUCCUGCUCCAACUCAGAAGAGGCAGGGGAAGCAAAUCAAAGCUGAUUUUUUCUGUUAAAUUAAAAUGCCAUAAAUGCCAUAAGCAUUGCUUAUUUAAAUUA
This is a messenger RNA of Felis catus (domestic cat), 4339 nucleotides long. RefSeq names its product isocitrate dehydrogenase [NAD] subunit gamma, mitochondrial-like. Bases 2955 to 4124 code for a protein of 389 amino acids. The record is from RefSeq and is a predicted model, not a curated record. Gene Ontology annotation, cellular component: mitochondrion. Gene Ontology annotation, biological process: isocitrate metabolic process; tricarboxylic acid cycle. The transcript has a single exon. Lineage: Eukaryota; Metazoa; Chordata; Mammalia; Carnivora; Felidae.